Messenger RNA from Annulohypoxylon truncatum, 2852 nucleotides. RefSeq lists its product as uncharacterized. The record is from RefSeq and is a predicted model, not a curated record. Gene Ontology annotation, biological process: protein ubiquitination. Gene Ontology annotation, molecular function: ubiquitin protein ligase activity. NCBI's taxonomy places the organism in Eukaryota, Fungi, Ascomycota, Sordariomycetes, Xylariales, Hypoxylaceae. Gene Ontology annotation, cellular component: cytoplasm. The coding region runs from base 610 to 2742 and encodes 710 amino acids. The transcript has 5 exons.
CAAUAUCGAUAUUGGCCAGUAUAUCCGAAAUCCUAGGCAUCCCCCUAAGGUAGACACCUAUCUCAAAGAGUCACAUCGCUAGGGCAACGUAGGCAGACAAAAAGUCCAGACUUCCCACACAGUAACCCUGCUUCCUUGGUCUCAUACACUUGGAUCUUCGUCACCAUUCUUUCGUCACCCCGCACACGCCUCCAGUGCUCAUACAGGGUGGACAGUAUCUCGAGUACGCUAACGUACCUGGACACACCUCGAUAUUCGACGCACACUGUACCUUGAAGCAACGGUAUCGGGAAUGCACAAUAUUUUUCACUGCCAGUGUUAAAUAUUUACUUGCGACUAUCACCACCACUCGCCGUUGACCACACUACUCACCUACAUAUUUCCGGGCAUGAUCUUCGUUCUUCCCAACAUUGAUCGAUAUCUUGACAAUCAACCAGCCAACUAAUCCACUUUCAAGAUAUCACAUCACCUUCUCAUAUAAAGUAGUAGUCAAAAAAUCCACUCCGUCACUUAACGCCAAGCACAUCGUUUCGACGAUAUCCGUUGGAAUACAGUAGCGGGAGUGACGGCCUCUUUAGCAAGGCUGCCACUCUCCAAAAAGUAUUCAACAUGGAUCCUUCACCGAUGGACUUCAUGAUGCAUCAAGACAUGCAUUCACCUAACCACGCCGGCUCUCCUACCUCUUCGUCCAACAUGGACCACCCUGCCCGCUCAGCUUGUCCAGCCUUGCGUGCUGCCGCCGAACAGAACCAACAAUCGCCGAUGUUCUCUUCUCGCCCUAACUAUCGUCCCGACCCAUCCAAUUCCCCUCCGUCUUUUUGGCAGAACAUGCCCAACGCUUACGGCCGAUGGCCGCCCGCCGAUUUCCACCAAGCUAAUAUGCUUGCCUUGGGCAUGCCGCCGACUAUGAAUGCGGGUCAAGGCAGCCCACCUCAUUAUCCGUCGAGGGGUCCCGAACAAUACAACCCCCACAUGUCACCCCGAUCCUAUUACCAUACACCGAUUAUGAGUUUGACGAGAAUUGGAGGCACGGCUCCGGCCCAACACAGCCAAGGAAACUUUUCGGGCUCCAACCAAGGUCAAGCUCACGGUGGAAUUAGAAGUGGAACUGGAAGUGGCCCAAGUGGUCCAAGUAGCCAAAGUGGUCAAGGUGGUCAAGGUGGUCCAGGAAACCUAAUGAUUACCUCUGGAAUCCCAGGGCGACAGAGUGGGCUAGCUAACGGUCGCCUCCCAUCUAUGAACUCGGUUCCUCCGCCUCUCACAAACAACAAUUUGCAAACGCAAACGCAAACAUUUCCCCAAAACUCUCGUGCGGCUCAGCAGUCCGACCGAUACACACCUCCUCCUCUUCCUCGACAUAGUAGUACACCAUCAGCAUUAUCACUCCAAAUGUCGGAAUCUAAUAUAGCAUCCACCGGUGUAGGAAGUGAGUCGGGCCCUGCCCAGAACGAUUCGUCGUCGCCUUCCCGUCGCGCGCCUAGCACUGCCGCAUCUACCGCGCGAUAUGUGGAGGUGCCGGAGGGGUAUCUUACCGACCCGCGCCGAGUCAAUGCGAACCGUGAUAGACGAGGUCUUACGCGAUUGCCAUCUUCGGAAUCUGGUUGGUCUAGUGACGACGACUCCGACCCUGAUGCGGUUGCAAUGUCGCUCUUAGAGGCCGCGGUGGCCGGACCGCCCGCAGAAGGUGGAACGGACGGACGUCUCAGAGCACAGCAAGUAAUGCGAGGUAGUAUCUCGACUAAGCGAGUGGCAUCUAAGAAGGCACUCACAUCCCUUGAGAGUGUGACUGUCUCGAGUCUGCCACAGAACGAGAGAACCUGUGUGAUCUGCUACAACGACUAUGGAGUCGAGACCCCCGAAGGCAUUAGUGAGAACCCGCUACGAUUGCCACGAUGUAAGCACGUAUUCGGAGAUCAUUGCAUCAAGAAGUGGUUUGAGGAAUCGGACAGCUGUCCCUACUGCAGAGAUAGAGUCCCUUCCGAACCUCAGUAUCGUCAGGCCAUGAACGCUCAUAACGUGUACCGAUUCUUGCGCCAGCAUCACCAGAUGCAGAUGCAGAUGCAAAUAACCCGACCAGGCCGAGAACAUGAACGAGGUGAUUCGGAAGCGGGGGGUCGACUUGACUCUAUCUUGAAUGGGUUCGCUUCAAGCCCAUACACGGGGUAUGACGAGUAUGGAGCCGCGGGAGGCCCUCCGUCUAGACGAGCGGAUGGCAUGCACAUUGGUCCUCGAAACCCGGCUUGGCAUGGAAAUUCGGGAGAGCGCCACUCUCCCCUUCCGUUCAACGAGAUGGGCGAGAACAGGCGUAGAGUGCGUCCUCGCCACGGCAGUCUGCGUGGAUUCGCUCCGGGACGUCCGCAUUUUACACCGGCCCCGGCGAACAACGCUCCUCAACCUCAGUAUUCGAAUUGGAUGCACCGCACAAAUCAGCCUCAUUCACUCAAUCGACAGCAUUCGGUGUCUGGACAGAAUGGACAGAACACUGCUGGCCGCACCGCGUUUGACGCGAACGCCCCCGCCUUUCCAUUCCAGACAGCGAUGGGUGCGCACCCCCACGAGACCUAUUCAAACCCGUUGAACAUGAGUAAUUCAACCGGUAACAACGACGAGUACACUACUCUACCUCACAUGCGCACGCAGCACACUGCGCCUCUUUCCCCGACAUAUGCGGGACCGGAGGUUUACAUGUCGAACGCGGACGAGCCUAUGUACGGCGGUUCAGUUUCACACGGACAGUUGUAGGAACGCGAUUUCGUGGGAGCUCGACAGCAAGCUAGAAGCUCUUCUCCCCCGAGAGCACGCGCCGAUUUUGCGCUCCCUCCUCAAGAGCAAGCACGACGAAACACACGUUC